Parnassius mnemosyne (clouded apollo) is the source of this 2523-nucleotide messenger RNA. The record is from the annotation of a GenBank genome assembly. Lineage: Eukaryota; Metazoa; Arthropoda; Insecta; Lepidoptera; Papilionidae.
AUGAAGUCCAAAUUAACAGAUGAAGAUAAAAUCGAUAUUAUCAACAAUCUUAAUAUUAAGAUUGGGAGUGAUAUUAAUAAUUUAGCAGAUGCAAUUGAUGUUGAAGGAGAAUUAAUCCGAAAGAAGAAACAUCUUCAAAGUAGUUUAAAUGUAGCAAAUGACGAAGUUCCAACCAAACUGUCAUCAACCCUUAAAAAGGCGGAACAUAAUUCCAAACAAAUUCAAAAUCUCAAAAUUAAAAGUGAACAGUUAAAGUUGAAAGUUGAAGAUUUUCUAAAUAGAACCAAACCUUUGAGAACAGAACUUGAUAAAAGAUUUUCUGCUAUCAGCAGACUAGAAGGAGUGUUACUGUACUUGAAGUCUUUUGAAAAAAUUGAUGAAUUGAGCUCCCAGAUGAAGCAAUGUACUGAUGAUGAGCAAUUAGUUCAACUUUACGGAGAGUUAAAAGUUAUGUGCAGUCAGUAUAGUAAAGGACAUCAAGCUGCUUAUGUGAAAGAAUAUACACAUUAUUGGCAUAAUAUUUUGAAGGAUGGUCUCACCAAGCACUAUGAAGAUGUUUUAAAAUUACUUAAAUGGCCUUUUACUUCUUCUGAAAAUUCUUUACCACCAAAAGAUUUGCUGACAAAAUUUACCAAUAUGACUAGAUACCUGUUCCUAAUACAAGAACCAGAAGACUUAACAUCCAGUGCUAUUUCAGAUGAGUUCAAUCUAGAACCCAAUCCAUGUUUACCUGUGAGAAUUUUACUUCGACCUUUAAAAAAGAGGUUUGCAUUCCACUUCACGGGUGCACGUCAGACAGCGCGCAUUGACAGGCCGGAAUGGUUUUUAACACAAACACUUACUUGGAUACGAGACCAUCAAACAUUUGUCAAGAAUCAUGUGCAACCAGUUGCUGAUAAACUUGAAAUGAAGAGUGUUAACGCUGUGGAGGAAUUCAAUGCUGGUCUAAUAGCAUUGGCGGCGGAGAGACUUCAUACAGUUUUGGGAUUAUAUAUUACUCAAGGAGCUAAGGGAGAGAUUGUCGACAUCGAUGGAGCUUUUGCGCAUGCUAUUGAUGAAACUUUGGGUUUCCACAGAGAACUAUCAGCUAUUACAGACAUUGAAAUGAAUAGCGUGUUAGCUGUGCUUACUAAAGCAGAAACUUUUGUGAGAUGGCUAUCCGUAGAGAAGAAAUAUGCACUAUCGAAAAUGGACGAGGCUUUGGGCAACGAGCAGUGGAGCGAACCAGUUGCGGCUGGAGUUAGUGUUGCCGUGGGUUCCGUGUUAUGGGUUCCGCGCAGUGCCGACUGGUUUAUAGCCCUUUUGAAAACCAUAGAAGACCGAUAUGCGAUGUUACCCCAGCCAGGACAUAGGUUACAAUUCCUCGAGCUCCAACUGGAGUUGAUAGAAGAGUGGCGUAUUCGUCUGACGCAACUCAUGAGUGCGGCGAUGGACUCACUCCAGCCGGACUCCUUCCUGACUGCGUCAAGCCCACACCCACUAACGGCCGUCAUAAACGCCGCCCACUACACCCGCAUGGUGUUGUUACAGUGGGCGCACUCACUGCACUACUUACAAUUGCAUUUCUAUCGGCGUCAGUUCGAAUAUUUUACUCAACAACAACAUAGGGACGAUGAAACUGAAACAACAACUAGUUCCGACAGCGAUGAAGAUGACGACUAUGAUUCUGAAGAAGAUGAGGCCAAGAAACGGUCUAGAAUAGAAAGCGAAAUAAACGAGGCCAUGUCACUGAAUGAAUUGGAGUUCAAAGCCAAAAUGAUGGCUUUGAGUGAAAUGUCUCGAAGGACUUCGCUCAUGCAUGAGCAAAGCCAAUAUGACAUCGCGGCUCCCAUCGCGAACUUAGCAGUGGCGGAGCCGCUUGCCUGCGAGUUAGGGCAGGAGGAGGAAGCGGGGGUGUUUGCGGAGGCGCCGGCGCUGCUGGCGCACCUACGUGACGCUGGCCUCUCCUCAUUAGCCGAUCACAUACUGCUCGAGUUCAAGGCCACCAUACGCGAUUAUAAGAAACAGAAAUGGCACGCGAUGCUGACGGUGGAGGAGCGGGCGCUGAGCGUGUCGGGCGCGCUGUGCGGGCCGCUGGCGGCGCUGUGCGCGCGCCUCGCCGCCGCUGCCGCGCGCUUAGCGCCUGCACUCGCCGCCCGCCUGCGCGCGAGCCUCGCCACGCACCUCGACCUCUUUCUGCUGCAGGAAAUGGUACUAGAAACAUGGUUCAAUACGGGCGGCACCCUGCAGUUCACUCAUGACGUCAAGAGGAACCUGGUGCCAGCUUUCGCGCCGCCGAAUAAAGCCGCCUCACAAAUAUGCCAGUUGCCCAGACUUCUUGAGGCGUGUAAACUUCUGAACAUGGACUAUGACGACGCUCGGCGCCUCCGCUCGAUUCUCGCAAAGCAGCCAGCUGUGGGAACUGAGAGCCUCACUAACCACGGCAUAACGCACAUUCAGUUCAACGAAGCCCUCCAGAUCCUUAGCCAAAGGACAGAUCUUAGCGAUGCCUCGACACCGUCGUCUGUUAUGGAAUUAUUCUGA